Molecule: messenger RNA, 799 nt
Organism: Meloidogyne enterolobii
Lineage: Eukaryota; Metazoa; Nematoda; Chromadorea; Rhabditida; Meloidogynidae
Source: the annotation of a GenBank genome assembly
AUGAUAAGACUUAAAAAAGUUGACAAAAAUAUCAGAUUUACCCGUGUGACUUGUGCUGUUGUUGCUCUUUCUUUGGCAAGUGUUGUUGGUCUUACAUUUUUGGUACUUUCUUGUGCUUUGCCAACUUUCAAGUUUACUUAUUUUUGUUUAUAUCCAAGUACAUAUUUAAUUUUUAGGGGUAAUUGGUGGCCAAUUUUUGUUUUGGUGUUUUAUAUACUUUCCCCUUUGCCAUUUUCUUUGGCCAAACAUUUUCGUUAUGAUGUGGGACCGACUUCUCCAACUAUUGAGCUUGCAGUAUUUGGGACGACUGGUAUUGUGCUAUCAGCGUUUGCAUUGCCUUUUGUUUUGGCACAUGUUGGAGUGAUUAAAUGGACUGCUUUUAUGCUCUCCAGCAUUGGCUCUGUUAGCAUUUUCUCUACCAUCUUUGCUUAUUUUUUAAUGCAAAAUGUUGAAGAAAAUGGUGGUUGGGGAACUUCCAUGAUCUGAAAAUGAGACUAUGAUAUUGCGACUGGGGCAUGUUUCCUCGUCUAUGUAGCAAAUUUAUGUAUAUUUUUAACAAUUUUUGGCAUCCAUAAAUACUUCAAUUUACUCGAGGGUUCCUCUGCUAUCUUUUAAAGAAUAAUUAAAACGAACAAUUUGACUAUAAUUAUUUAAAGUUAAAAAUCUUGACACCUACACUUGGGACAUUUUUAAGUAUUUACUGGUUAUACGUCCAUUUUUUAGGUCCUUCCCUUUGUUAUAUCCGCUGACAUUAAUGAAAUAUCAAAAAAUAAUCAUUUUUACGGAGUCCUUAAUUAAA